Nematolebias whitei (Rio pearlfish) is the source of this 1724-nucleotide messenger RNA. RefSeq names its product transmembrane protein 79. The transcript is spliced from 5 exons. Bases 223 to 1470 code for a protein of 415 amino acids. Gene Ontology annotation, biological process: regulated exocytosis. The record is from RefSeq and is a predicted model, not a curated record. NCBI's taxonomy places the organism in Eukaryota, Metazoa, Chordata, Actinopteri, Cyprinodontiformes, Rivulidae. Gene Ontology annotation, cellular component: lysosomal membrane; trans-Golgi network membrane.
UGAGAACUUUCACCUGACAGGUAGUUGAAAACGUCACUUCGGAGGCAAACGACUAAACUAGCUGCCCAAACACACAAUUCUACGAUGUUUCCGGUGAUGUGGCGCAAGUUAAACCUGGAAGAUUAAAUUUUGUCUCCAAACAUGGUUUUGGACAGCAAGUUUCUCACAGUGAAGUUCUGAGUGGUGCACGCAGGCUUCGACUGAAAAUAAAGACCUUCAAGUAUGUCUGACCAAGGCGCCGUAGUCUUACCUUUAAAUGAGGAGGUGGCGCUUUUACCUGCCGGUCAAACUGCACAGCCACAAACGGUAGAAAUGAUGAAGCCACAUGGCAGCAGCAGUGAAGAGGAGGGAAGCGAGAGUGCAGAUGAGGAGGAGGAAGAGGAGGAAGUGAGGUCUGCUCACCUGGAGCCAAGCACGUUACCUUGGCCGGGAGACAAAGACAAGAAGCUCCUGUUGGAGGACGAGGAUGCUUCAGGGUCCGAGGAGAGGGACACGGGGAUCAGCAGGGGGAGCCAGGACCUGUCGGAGGAGCGGAGUCAGGCAGAGGGAGACGCGAGGAGCAAAUCCAAAUGGAGGGAGAGCAUGCCUGAAGUUGAGAGGUGGAGAGAUGAUGUACAGAGGAAGGAUAAAGGAGAUGGCUCACUCGCAGAUGACGAGGAGGAGGAGGAUAAGGAGUGGAUCUCGGAGAAACAUUCUCUGGGUUUCACUCCACAUGUGGAGAUUUUGUGUCCAACUAGCAAGGAGCCUGUUGAUGGGAGCCGGUACUUAAGGGAGGAGAUGCAGAGGGAGGUGCUGAUGGAGCACAACUCUGCACAGUUUCACCCCGAGUGGGACGAACAGGACGACAAGUACUACCUGUGUGCUGACGAGAACUUUUGCUGUGAGAAGUUGAGGCUGUUUUUAUCGACAUUAGCUGCAGGGCUCCUCUUCCCUCUCCUGGUGUGGGGGGGCUACGCCCUGCUUCCGUUUGAGGCGCCGCAGCUGGGGAACCCCUCCCUCAGGGUGCUGUACACGCUGCGCUGCUCCUUCUUUGCCACUGUCCCCAUCAUGCUCGGUGUGCUGGUGCAGGGCGUGGCCCGGCUGCGUUUUAGCGCCCUGAAGCCCCUCUAUCAGAGGAAGCUGGUGAACAAGGAAGUGAUGGUUCACUGGCACUACGUCAAUGAAUCGAUGCCGCUCUUUCUCUUCUACUUCCUGCAGCUUGCUGUCAUGGCAACCUACAUCAGCCAGGACCUGGUUAAACUGGUGCCCCUGCUCACCAUCAUAUUCGUUUUUGGCAGGCUCAUCUACUGGCUCUGCCUCGCUCUGGACAGCACCGUCAGAGGCUUCGGCUUCGGCCUCUCCUUCUUCCCCAUACUCGUCAUGUUGGGCGUCAACUUCUACUACGUGUGCUCCUCGGUCGGACAGGGCUCCAUUUUCGACGCGGGCCCCCCCGCGACAGACCCUCCUCCCCAGCUGCGCUGGUGGUUUUAAAAAGGAAAGUGGAGGCGCAACACGGUGGAGAUGGUGAGGAGCUGCCAGACAGCACAACACACUCAGGCAUUGUUUGUUCAUUUUUGUAGCUUUUUUAAGAACGUAAUCCCGAAGGGUUCUGGCCUAAUUAAAGAUGGUUGCCGCGGUAACGGCUUGCACAGUUCAGCUGUUGGUUUAAGAUGUUUAUCUGUUUACAUCGCUGCAAAACAAACUCGGGUUUUCCAUCUAAACUGAAACCAACAAUAUUGAUAAUU